Messenger RNA from Teleopsis dalmanni, 1875 nucleotides. Its product is annotated as TOM1-like protein 2. The transcript has 9 exons. The record is from RefSeq and is a predicted model, not a curated record. Bases 224 to 1678 code for a protein of 484 amino acids. Gene Ontology annotation, molecular function: clathrin binding; ubiquitin binding; phosphatidylinositol binding. Lineage: Eukaryota; Metazoa; Arthropoda; Insecta; Diptera; Diopsidae. Gene Ontology annotation, biological process: signal transduction. Gene Ontology annotation, cellular component: membrane; endosome.
AUAGUGUGUGUGAACGUUAAAGAGAACAGCAGUGGCCAUCCGCAGUACAUUUUGAUUUUAUUUUCCAUUUGCAUUAGAUUUUUUCGCUGGAGAAUUAACAUUUUUCAGGAAAAUUUGUUGUUCGUGGUAUACUUUUCUGUUUAUUGUGCAAUAUAUUAAAUGUGAUUUAUACAUUUUUAUUAAAAAAAUUUGCAACAGAAGUAAAGUAAUUCAUACAUUAAAAAUGGCAUCAUUCUUUGGAAGCCCGUUUUCCACACCAAUCGGACAAAGAAUUGAACAGGCGACCGAUGCUUCUUUAGCUUCAGAAAAUUGGGCACUUAAUAUGGAAAUAUGUGACAUGAUUAAUGAAUCAUCCGAUACUGCUCGUGAUGCUAUGAAAGCGAUAAGAAAGAGGCUCUUACAAAAUGCUGGCAAAAACAAUCAAGUUAUCAUGUACACCUUGACCGUGUUGGAAACGUGUGUAAAAAAUUGUGGCAAAGCUUUUCAUGUGCUUGUAGCUCAAAAGGAUUUUAUACAGGAGUUAGUGAAGUUAAUUGGUCCUAAGAACGAUCCUCCAGCUGUUGUCCAAGAAAAGGUGUUAAGCUUAAUACAGAUUUGGGCUGAUGCCUUUAAGAAUCAACCUGAUUUAAAUGGUGUGACGCAGAUGUAUAUGGAAUUAAAGAAUAAGGGUAUUGAGUUCCCUCAAACUGAUAUGGAAACAAUGGCACCCAUAUACACACCGCAAAGGAGCGUGCCGGAAGUACCACAGCAAAUUGUGGUCCCUCAGCAAACUAAUCCUCCUACAGCCGUUCAUAAUAAUGGUCCGUCUGCCCUAACACCUGAACAAACAACGAAAUUGCAAUCUGAACUAGAAGUUGUCGCACACUCAAUGUCCAUACUUGGUGAGAUGUUAAAUGAACUAAAGCCAGGGCAAGAAGAGGCUGAGGAUUACGCUUUGCUUAAUGAGUUAACUGCAACUUGCAAAGAAAUGCAAGCUCGAAUAGUUGAUCUUAUUGGUCGUAUAAAUGACGAUGAGCUUACCGCAGAACUUCUACGAUUCAACGAUGAAUUAAAUAACUUAUUUUUAAGACAUCAACGUUACGAAAAAAAUCGUUCUAGUAGUACUACAACUUCACCAUCAGCUAUACUCGGAGCAGCUAUUGGCGCAACUGGCGCUGCGCCUGCAGCAUCAACAACUGCUAGUGUUAAUGCGCCUCCUCAAAUUCAAAAGGAACGUCUUUUGAUUGACUUAAUGGAAAAGUCUGACAAAAUGCAAAACUCCUUUAAUCAAUUCAAUAUUUCAAAUACUUCUAAACCACAGAAUAAGGAUGCUGAUGAAUUCGAUAUAUUGGCUCAAUCCCGUACUACGGAUAGCAAUAACAAAACUGAUUUACUAAAAGACAUUCCCUCAGUUGACGCAGCUGCUGGCAGCAUAGGUUCGCCAUUUAAAAAAGCGAACGAGCAACAGGUGGUAAAUAAACCGGGCAAAGACAGAGAGAUAGAUGAAAUGGAAGCAUGGCUGGGUAAUUCAAAAGAAAUCGAGGGAAUGGAAGAGACGCUCACAAGUACAGAGUUUGACAAAUUUCUUGAGGAGAGAGCAGCUGCUGCUGAAAAUCUUCCAACCAUAACAGCUACAAAUAGUGACAGUAACAAGAAGUCCACAAAAAAACCUAACGAAGAGGAUUUACUCGCACUUUGAGCUUCAGAGAUAUUCUUUAACAUUGUUUUUGCGUAUAAGUUUAACUAAUAUUUAUCGGACGUGAUCAGCACGCAGAAAUAUUUAACAACAUUUUUACACAUUUAAUAUUUUUUAAAAAUGUUAACAUAAUGUAUAUUCAAAAAUAUAUAUGAGUAGCAUUAACCCCUAGCAUAACGUAUAAUUUAAAUUAAAAUAAC